GGUCGCAACGUCACAGGCAACGGCCGCCAUUUUGACUGAGCAACCCUAGUGACAGGAGCCGAAGCAGCAGUGCAGGUUGUCCCCGUUUCCCCUCCCCCUUCCCUUCUCCGGCUGACUUCCCGGGACCCCUACACGCCACAGUCCCGGUCCUGCCAUGUCCCAAAAACAAGACGAAGAGAACCCUGCGGAGGAGACCGGCGAGGAGAAACAGGACACGCAGGAGAAAGAAGGUAUUCUCCCUGAGAGAGCUGAGGAGGCAAAGCUAAAGGCCAAAUAUCCAAGUCUAGGACAAAAGCCUGGAGGCUCUGACUUCCUCAUGAAGAGACUCCAGAAAGGGCAAAAAUACUUUGACUCAGGAGACUACAACAUGGCCAAAGCCAAGAUGAAGAAUAAGCAGCUGCCAAGUACAGGACCAGAUAAGAACCUGGUGACUGGUGACCACAUCCCCACCCCACAGGAUCUGCCCCAGAGAAAGUCCUCGCUCGUCACCAGCAAGCUUGCGGGUGGCCAAGUUGAGUGAUGCUGCCCGGGGCUCCGCCAGAUCCUGAGACGCUGCCCCCCUGGGUCCUGUGCUGGCUCCUGCCUCUCCCUGCUUUUGCAGCCAGGGGUCAGGAGGUGGCUCGGGCACGGGCUGGAGAGGCAGAAGCCCCUGCCCGUCGGUGUCCCAGCGCAUGGAGCCCCUUGGGCUGAGCACCAAGACCUUGAACCUUUUUUAUUUUACCUUUUUCCCAAAUAACUGUUGGGAGAAAUCUCAAUGAAAUCCUGGGGGUGGGAUUGAGAGGGUGGGGUGGGAGAUUUGGGAGAAUAUGAAUUAGGGCUCGGAGUUGAUAAAAACAUUCCUAACCAUCCUCCUCCUUGACCCUGUGACUGGUGUAGGGUAGGUGUGAGGGGGAGGAAGCGGAGUAGACUAAAGGUAAGGAGUUCUAGUUCAGUUCUGUGGAUAAAUGCCUUUGGAUAUGGCUGGAGACCUGGUGCCAGACAAAAGAAACUCAGCCUACAUACAACAGAUUCAAACAGCUCCUCUGAUUCUGUAGAGCUAGCUGAGAACCUAAUGUUAAUUGUUCAUUUAAAAAAGUGCUGUCCUUGAAAUAGAUUUGAUGUGGGGAGAGGGGAGUGAGUGUGGGGGAAAGGAGCCAUGAGCAUGGGGAGCCCCACAGAGCCCAGGGGACUUUUUCAGUAUUUGAAAUAAAAAACAAAAAAAGACCCACAAAAAAACCCAACCCAGAAAUA
Propithecus coquereli (Coquerel's sifaka) is the source of this 1230-nucleotide messenger RNA. It is a transcript of the gene ENSA, whose product is annotated as endosulfine alpha. Gene Ontology annotation, cellular component: cytoplasm. The record is from RefSeq and is a predicted model, not a curated record. The transcript has 4 exons. Gene Ontology annotation, molecular function: protein phosphatase inhibitor activity. Bases 155 to 520 code for a protein of 121 amino acids. Lineage: Eukaryota; Metazoa; Chordata; Mammalia; Primates; Indriidae.